Myotis davidii is the source of this 547-nucleotide messenger RNA. RefSeq names its product 60S ribosomal protein L10a. The transcript has 3 exons. NCBI's taxonomy places the organism in Eukaryota, Metazoa, Chordata, Mammalia, Chiroptera, Vespertilionidae. Gene Ontology annotation, biological process: translation. The record is from RefSeq and is a predicted model, not a curated record. Gene Ontology annotation, molecular function: structural constituent of ribosome; RNA binding. The annotation marks the transcript as partial. Gene Ontology annotation, cellular component: large ribosomal subunit.
CCUGCUCUGUCCCCAAAACGCAGGCUGAAGUCCACGCCCCGCCCCAAGUUCUCCGUGUGCGUGCUGGGGGACCAGCAGCACUGCGACGAGGCCAAGGCCGUGGACAUCCCGCACAUGGACAUCGAGGCGCUGAAGAAGCUCAACAAGAACAAGAAGCUGGUCAAGAAGCUGGCCAAGAAGUACGAUGCCUUUCUGGCUUCAGAGUCUCUGAUCAAGCAGAUCCCACGAAUCCUGGGCCCCGGCCUGAAUAAGGCCGGCAAGUUCCCUUCCUUGUUGACCCACAAUGAGAACAUGGUGGCCAAAGUGGAUGAGGUGAAGUCCACCAUCAAGUUCCAGAUGAAGAAGGUGCUGUGUCUGGCGGUGGCUGUGGGCCACGUGAAGAUGUCAGAUGAUGAGCUUGUGUACAACAUCCACUUAGCUGUCAAUUUCCUGGUGCCAUUGCUCAAAAAGAACUGGCAGAACGUUCGGGCCUUGUACAUCAAGAGCACCAUGGGCAAGCCCCAGCGCCUGUACUGAGGCCCCACUAAUAAACCAUACUGCCCUGCGA